Penicillium vulpinum is the source of this 540-nucleotide messenger RNA. RefSeq lists its product as uncharacterized. The record is from RefSeq and is a predicted model, not a curated record. NCBI's taxonomy places the organism in Eukaryota, Fungi, Ascomycota, Eurotiomycetes, Eurotiales, Aspergillaceae. The transcript has a single exon. Bases 1 to 540 code for a protein of 179 amino acids.
AUGCAUAUCGCCUCACCAUUUCUCUCUUUGGGCACAUCUUUCCGCUCUAGAAGCCGAAGCCCCAAAUCAGGCAGUGGCACCUCAAGCCCAAGUUCAAUAGCAACCUCACCACCCUCCUCCCCAAAUUCCACCGACUCGCCUCACACCUCUCCGCACCACCUCUUCAACCUAUCCUUCCACUCCAAAGCCCACACCCACACAUUCCGAGGGCAACCCGACAGCGUCGGGCACACAAGUCACCCCAGAAAUCAAUCGGCGACCCGCACGCGCCCACUUUCCGACGUCCCACACAAUGCCAACAGUUUUAGCGUGCUGCCCUGCGCUGUCCUACGAGGCCGCUCAUCAAUGAUGGUCCUCCGCCACCGACCAUCUAAGACAGAUAUGGCGCUGAGCGCUGAGCGGUCGCGAUGUGAUGAAGAUUCCAUUGAGAGGCAGGGGUUGGGGCUAUUGGAACCGCGGCCGGUGGAUCUGGGAGUUGGGGAGGUGAAGCCUAACUUUGUGAUGGGCGGUAUCUUUGAGGUUAUGGAGGGGCGAGCUUAG